Ilex paraguariensis (yerba mate) is the source of this 336-nucleotide messenger RNA. NCBI's taxonomy places the organism in Eukaryota, Viridiplantae, Streptophyta, Magnoliopsida, Aquifoliales, Aquifoliaceae. The record is from the annotation of a GenBank genome assembly.
AUGACAGAUAAGGUAAUGAGCACAGGCAAAGGAGGUGUCAAAUGCAAUGGCAAAGGCGAGAUGAACCCAUAUGAAGGAGAGUUCGGAGCCGAGGCAUGGCCGGGUUUCAAAAAGAAGGCCGGUAGCGUGAUUACAGCACAGAAGAAGCUGGUGAAGACGAUGAUGGCCGAGUACAUAAUUGAAUCUAUUGAUUCUGCUAUCGACAAAGUCAAGAACAAAAGAAGAUCAAGCCUGACGAUCAUGGAAAGCAUUUAUAGCACAAAACAAAGCAGAUUGAUUUUGUUCAAACCUCCACUUAGAGUUUCGCAGUCAGUGUUCAAGGAUCUUCCAGACUAG